Molecule: messenger RNA, 5786 nt
Organism: Thamnophis elegans (Western terrestrial garter snake)
Lineage: Eukaryota; Metazoa; Chordata; Lepidosauria; Squamata; Natricidae
Product: zinc finger protein 92 homolog
Exons: 5
Coding region: 233-2050 (605 amino acids)
Biological process (GO): regulation of transcription by RNA polymerase II
Cellular component (GO): nucleus
Molecular function (GO): DNA-binding transcription activator activity, RNA polymerase II-specific; RNA polymerase II cis-regulatory region sequence-specific DNA binding
Source: RefSeq, a predicted model, not a curated record
CCGGGGGGGGGGAGGGCGCGAGUGUGACGUCACCGCGUGAGGUCAGCGUCUCGGCCCGAUGAUGCGUCGCUGACGCGCAACGCGUCCGCCACGGGGCCCGGACCGUCGCCCUUGUUGCUAUGGCGACCCUGCCCGCCGGGUCAAGGGGUCACGGCGCGCCCUGCAGGUAACGCUUGAGCUGGUCUUCCUCCUCAAGGAGCUCUGAAAACUUUCACCAUCUCUGGAUGUUGUGAUGGAGAACUACGAGCUGGUGACUUCUCUUGGCUAUCCAGUUCUCAAACCCGAUCUCCUGUCUCGGAUCGAGCGGGUUGGAGAGCAGUGCGUGGGCGACCAGCUGGAUUCCACCCGUGGGAUUCCCACCGAUCCAUGUGCAGGUUACCGUUUUUUCAAACCCGAGAGCCUGUCUUGGAUUGAACGGUGGGAGGAACUCGGAGUCACCGACCGUCAGAAGUUGGAGGAAGGCAAACUUUGCGCAGGUUUCUGCCAAGCCGCUGGACGGAGCAAAGUGAUCAAGGAAGAAGAGGGCGGCCAGAAAGGCUUUGUGGCCAGCUUGGAACGCUAUCAGCUCUUCCCCGAGAGUUCCCGGGCAGGUCUGUUCCUGGCCCCUAACCCCGGGCAGCUGAGACCUCAACCCCGGGUCAAGAAGGAGGAAGCAGCCUCCUGUGAGCCCAGCCUGGGCGGCCCUGGACGUCCCUCCCAAGGCCUGGGUUCAGGCCCCUUCACUUGCCUGGUUUGCGGCAAGUGUUUCCGGCAGAAGCAAGGGCUGAUCACCCACGGGCGCAUCCACACCGGCGAAAAGCCCUACCCAUGCCUGGAGUGCGGCAAGCGCUUCCGCCAACGCCCCAACCUGCUGACCCACCAGAGGGUCCACACCGGCGAGCGGCCGUUCCCCUGUCUGCGCUGCGGCAAACGCUUCAGCCAAAAGGCCAACCUGGCAGCCCACCAGCGCACCCAUGCCGUGCUGGAGGGGCUGAUUGCACCCGAGCCAAAGGUCCCAGUGCCGCGUGGCAGCCGCUCGAUGGAGAAGCCCUUCCCUUGCAGUGUCUGUGGGAAGAGCUUCAGCCAGCGGCCGAACCUCAUCACCCACCAGCGCAUCCACACCGGCGAGAAACCCUUCCCCUGCACCGAGUGUGGCAAGCGCUUCAACCAGCGGGCCAACCUCAUCACCCACCGACGGAUCCACUCGGGAGAGCGCCCCUUCCCCUGCGCCACCUGCGGGCGCUGUUUUAGCCAGAAGGGCAACCUGGCGGCCCACCAGCGCACGCACUCGCAGCAGAGGCCCCACGCCUGCUCCUGCUGCCCCAAACGCUUCAAGGGGGAGUCGGCUCUACGCGCUCACCAGCGUACCCAUCGGCAGGUGCUGGGCGCCGAUCCACUGACUAGCACCCUCCUGGCCACGCCUGCACUACAACAAGCCCUCCCGGGGGACCCCGCUUCGGCUGCGCAGCGAGCCACUCCGGCCCCCCGUCCGGAUCCUUCCGGACAUCCCUCCCCCAAUGUUCACCGACCAGCCCCCUCCGGGCAACAUGGGGCCCCUCAUGGGCAGAGUCUUCCUGCGGACUCGCCCCCUGGUCAACACACGGCUGGCCCCUCGAUGCACCUUCAAGGAGUGGCCCCUGGCUCGGAGCAGGGCCCGAAGCUGAGCGUUCCACCCACCAUUCUGGAUCCCCAUGUGGAGAUGCUCCAUUGCCAACGCCGGCUGGGCCUCCCGUUGCUGCCCAGCUCCAGCGCCCAUUCAGUCGUGCCAAUGGGGCAACCCCCUCCUAUCACCUCGAAGCCCAAGGGGUUGUCAGACGCCCCCCAGCCCACCACCACUGUGGAAGCCCCAAGUGAGAUGCUUCACUGCCUCUGCCAUACUGGCAGGGCCUCUUUGGUCAUUCCGCACACCCCACAUCUGGGGCAGCUCCAACCCGGCAACAGGGACGCCCCGGGCCGCGCCUGGCUGGGCCUCCCCUGCCCGACACGCACCCUUCAGCUCCAGCAGGGUGGCCAGACGCACCCAGCCGCUCCUAAUCCCAGACUGUGUUCGAUUCCUGAUUCUUUGCGGUAGCUUGCCUGCGCGGGGCAAGCACAGAUCGGCUGGGGCUGGACUCCCCUCGGAUUCCCCCCCCUCCACCGGCAGCACCCUGUGGGGCGGACCGCAGGAUUUAUGCAUGUAUCCUAAACCGGGAAGCUUCCAUCUGCCCCUUCCUACUCUAGGGACACACAUGGACCCUCCUUGGAUCUAACCUACCUGACCAAGACUCUUUCUGUCUCAAGAGGCAAUCCAUCCUUCCAGCAAGGGUACUCCCUCCCCUCCCAAAGUGUCACAUGGCAGAAGGACCAAAACCGUGCCCACCUUGUCUUACUGCACCUGAAUCUCUCUGGAUGUGCCUCAUCUACCCCUGAACAGACAGAAGGAAAGACCGAGAAUUUGGCAGCAGUCCAAACGGGAAGUGAAGGUGGAAGAGCGCCUCCCCAUUCUUGGAAACUUGACUGAAGGUUGCACCCCUCAAUAAACCCUGGUUGGGGGGAGUGCCUCGUACCUGGACACGACUCUUGGCGCACCCCCAACAUGGUGGUUCUGCUAUGUUACGGCUUUUUAAAGCUGCCUCGGAGACUCCGUGGUCCCCGUUCCCCCCCUUGCUUUCCUCCGAAAGGAAACGUUGAAAUAACUGGUUGCAGAAAUGUACCGUCGGCAUCGUGCUGCUGCUGUGCAAAUCGGACGGCUGAACUCUUGGUGAGGGAGUGCCGGCUUUGUGCCAAACUGAACAGGCCGGUGGUCAUUCUCCCCAUAUGUCCAUCACAGUGAUGCAGAACUUGGAUGUUUUUGGGGGUGUGGGGAGGGAUUUCGCACCUCCCACAGGGGGAAAAAGACAUUGGGGAGGGGCUCUGCCUGGCACUCAACUCCGGGAGUUAAUGAGCCCUCAGGUCAGGAAAGCCACAUUCCGCCCCCCCCCCCUCCAGCCAUAUGGGGCUGUCUUGGGGGUGGGACAAGUCAGAAGGAAACACCACCACCCCUCUACUCCCAACAGCUGGACUAGAAAGGCCUGAUGCUUGCGGGGAGCCGACACCAAAGAGGUUGGAUUGUGGUGGGGCUGAAAGACGGGUGGGGUCCUCGCACAAAGAGGGGUGCCAGAAUGAACAAGAAGCACUUUAGAACGGCCUGUUGCCCCUGGACUUGCCCCCCUGCCCGUGUGGCACCCACGCCUUUUCACGGGGCUGCCAAAAGGGAGAAAGCUGGAUUUUUGUGUGUGUGUGGGGGGGUGUCUGUGCCUUAAGCUGGGAAGCCUUCCUGGAAAGAAAGAGGGAUGGGGUCUCCUUUCGCAUGGCAGGGCCCCAAGAAGGUCAAAUGUACAAAGGAAGCCCGCUGGGGGUCCAGGCUUAUGACGGGGAGGGAGGGGGAAUAGUGACAGCCUCCCCUCCUCCCGCCAAAGUCUGCAAGGGAUGAAUGUGGGGCAGUAGGACUCGGUGCCCGUUGAGCUAGGCUGAUUUCGGGGGCCAGAGGUGGCACAGAUUUUAUCUGGGGAACGGACAGAGGUGUUGAUGGCGACAGAUGUGGUUGAGCGUGCAAUUGGUGUGAGGAGGGAGAAUGCUUAGCUCGUGCUGGGAUGUGUACAUGGGCACACAGAGUGGCAGCUUCGUGCAUUGGUUGGCUGGCGGGGUGAGAUUUGUCAGGAACUUUGAUUGACUUGCAGUCGGCAGCCCAGGUGAUGGAGGGUGCUCUGAGGGGUGCAUUCUUCUAACUAAGUCUUUGCUCAGCGUUGUACCCCGAGAUAAAACCACCCAGAAGUUGGGGGGUGGGGGGACCUUUUUUUAAAAAAACUGAUGAAAUUCAGCCAUGCCAGUCUGGAGGCAUGUUGAGGGCUUGGUCCAUCGCUAAGGAACAGAUGGACUCAACCUCCUAUCUGCCCCCCAAAAGAAACACAAUUGUGGUCCAAGUUUUGUUCAAGGUCAAGUAAGUCGGAGCUGGGGCGACUUGCUCCCCAUCUUCCCCGACCAAGAGUUUCGGGCAGCAGAACUGUCCUGCCUUGUUUGGCGUGGAGAUAGUUUUGCCAGCAUAGGGGCAGCCCCCGAAGCCAAGAGAAGCUGCAGUCAAGCCCUACAGCUGCCCCCAGGCCUCUUUCCCACAUCCAGGGCCGUGGGACAGGAGUUCAAGAGACCCAGAAGGCCCUCUAUCUGGGACUCUUGUGCCCCAAAAUCCAUGACUUGUGUUUGUUGAGUUGUCGUGCUUGGAAAACUGCUCCGACGUGCGGUUGGGCCUUUGCCUGUCGGCCAGACCCGAGAUGGCUAGGAGGUGGUAGCCCUGCCCUGCCCUGUCAGCUGCUGGGCAGCCUCCAAAUUCUGGCUUCAAGUUUUUGUUUUCCGUAGCUGCCCCAGAAAUUGCCUCUAGAGCAGAGGAACCCAGUCCUGGUCCAUGUACCGAACCAGUCCGUGGAAACAAGCGAGGCCCCAUCACAUGGACAUCACAUGCAUGGGAUGCAGGCAGGACGCAGAACCACGGAAAAAAACAUCCUACACAGAACCGGUCUGCGGUGCCCAAAUUUUGGUGGCCGCUGCACAAGAGAGAAUUGACUGCCUGCUCCCCUUUAUUCCUCGGGGUGCCGGGAAGCCAGGUGCAACGAUCCCUCCCACUUUGGCCGGGCAAGAUAUGGCUUUGUAGCCCUUUGUUGUCAUUUUUGGGUGAGCGUGGUCCUUUACGGGCAGCAACGGUGAGGUUGUACGACAUUCUUUGCCGAAGGAGGCAGGGUUCCCCCUCCCAAAGGCUUUUUGGUAAUGUUCCUUCUUCCGGGGUGCCAAGGCAGGUUGAAAAGGUGAAACAUCUACCUGAGAGAUUCUGAAUUUUUGGCUGCUGAGGGAGGGGGGGGGGUCUGGGAAGACUCUGCAAUUUUUGUUCGGAUCAAAUAUUGCCUGCUUGCCACGAGGUCAUCUGGAUGCGCCCCAUUCUUUGAAGUGAUGAGCCGCAGCAAUGCUUUCCCCAUCCUGAAAGAGCGAGUUGCCAUUCAGAGGCGGCCACCUUCUGGAUAGUGGGUCCCCCUCGAUCCUUGGGAGUGGGACGAGGCUGGAAGGAUUGGGGAGAGGUCAGAGGUCAGCCCGGCAGGUAGAAAUCUCUCAGCUUUGCUUCUGGGAUCAGACCUGUUGACUGAGGGACCGAAGGAGGUCUCUGCUGGAUCCGUCCUGCAGAGCAGCCAGUCAGUUGCUUGCGCCCCAAGCAUGUAGGGCUUGCCAUUUCUGUUGUCUGUGCCCCCCUUCCCAGCAUUUAGGGGGGAGGGUUCUGCUCUGUGCAUGGCGGUUACCCCCUCCAACCACAUCGCCUUUGGAUAAAUGCACAACGGCCAUCGCAGCUGACAUUCGUUCACGCUGGACCUCCUCGACGCAUCGAGAUGGCUCGGCGCUCAGGAUCCGGUGCAAGAAUUCGGGAGGGGGUCUUCCUUCCCUACCCACCCAUCCUCUUCCUUCUGCAACUGACUUUUUUUCCCCACUGAGCGGAUCUGGGGUCCCUGUGAAAUGGAGGUCGAGCUGCUGAUGGAAGGAGAUGUGAAACUGGACAGAAGAGAGACUGCUGUCCCCCGCACCCUGCAACCUUGAGCCCCAAGCCAGGAGACUCUCCACCCCAUCCCUCCCCAGCCACCGGUGCUUGCAUCCCCUUCCGCGAACAGCCUCCGAAAGACACCAGUUGGCCACUUCAUGCCCCAUGAACCAAGACGGGGCCCAUAGGCCCUAUUCCAGAUGUAUUAUUAUAAUAAUUAUUAUGUCUAUUAUUUUCUGAGCUAUGUUUAUUUGCAAUAAAGGCUUUCUUACAGUUG